AUGACGAGCUGCUUUGGAAGAGACAGGAAUCAGGUCCUUGACCUCUUCGCAUGCGAUCCCAAAGGCGAUCUCAAGUCUUGCUGCGCUGCUGGUGACUCUUGCGCGAGCAACGGACUGUGUGUUACGUCUAACAAAGACACAUUAAGUCCUUAUUUUAUUAACGGAUGUACGGACGAUAAUUGGGAUGAUCCAACGUGUCUGCAUCAAUGCGAUGACACGGGAAAUGGAGUUGUGCCCUGUGGAACAGGAAAAUACUGCUGUUAUGGUUACGGUGGCUGCGACUGCAAUAAUUCAACACAAGUUUUCACCUUGGAUCCUGUCAAAAUCGUAACGACUAUUCCCACAGACGCGUCAAUGGUGGACGAGAAGACAUCAACGAUUAGCGACGCUACUACCGGAACGACUUCGACGACUCAAUCCACAACCACAGGCACAAACACAGCUGCCGCCGAAACCACAUCCUCAGACAGCUCUUCUAGCAGCAGCAGCAACGCGCUACCUAUCGGCUUGGGAGUUGGUAUCGGAGCAGGAGUCGUUCUUCUCGGACUCGGAGUAGGUUUCUGGCUCUGGAGGAGAAAGAAGAGAGCUUCCAAGCCAACGGCUAUUCCUGAGGAGUAUAUGGUCAAGCAUGGAGCAGACAAUACGAAUGCUGGGCAUGGCCACUAUCAACCAAUGAAGCCGGCAGAGUUGAGCGCAGGAGGAACCCCAUCUGAGUUACCGUAG
Molecule: messenger RNA, 723 nt
Organism: Fusarium coffeatum
Lineage: Eukaryota; Fungi; Ascomycota; Sordariomycetes; Hypocreales; Nectriaceae
Exons: 2
Coding region: 1-723 (240 amino acids)
Source: RefSeq, a predicted model, not a curated record